UCAUAGAAAUUUUAGCGAAAAUGUUUGUGAUACCCUUUACACUUUUACUUUUUAUUACAAUACUGUAUUAUUUUUACCAAGUAAAUAAAUACAAAGUACUUGAUGAUUAUCCUGGGCCAACACCCUUAGAAUUAAUCAAAUUUAUGUUAUUACCAAAAUCAACAACUGAUACUUAUGAAUUCUUCGUUUCUUUAAGCAAGAAAUAUGGUCCAGUUGUUAAAAUUUGGAUAAAACCUUUUAGACCAUCUCUUCUCGUUUCCGAUGGAAAAUUUGUUAAGAACAUUUUAUUAUCGAAAGAACACGUUAACAAAACGGGAUAUUUUGGUUUAUUACGAACGUUUGUAGGAGAUGGAUUACCCCUUAUGAGCGAUAUAAGUUUAUGGAGACAAGAACGAAAAACGUUUUCACACGUUUUCAACAACCAAUUCAUCAUCGAUUAUAUAUCAACGUUCAAAACACACGCUAUUAAAUUGAGCGAAGCGAUAAACGAAAAUUUAAAUAAACCAGUUGAUUUGCAAGUACUAAUAUUACGUCAUGGAUUAAAUAUUGUUUACGAUUUAUUACUUAAUGAAGAUAUUAGUAAACAAGAUGAUCGUGUAAACCGUUACAUGAAAUCUUUGAGAACAUUUUUUGGGGUGUAUUAUGAUAGAAUUAACUCUCCUCUGAAAAUGAUUGAUAGCAUAUUUAAAUUAACCGAAAAUUAUAAAAUUUGGACUAAUACUUCUAUUGAAUCCAAGAAAUUCAUUGAAAGUACAUUAAAACAAGUUAUUGAAUUAAAAAAGAACAAUACAUCGGGAAAAAGUGAUCGAAAGGAUUUUGUUGAUUUACUUUUAGAAUCUAAUUUGAGCUAUGAUAGGAUUUUAGAAAACAUUCGGACUUUAGCCGUUGCUGGUUCCGAUACCGUUUCAGCUUCAUCUGGUUUUGCUCUUUAUGAACUUGCUAAAAAACCUGAAUUGCAAGAAAAAAUUUAUCAGGAAUACAUUUCCAUUUUAGGAACCGAUAAGAAUGUGUGUGCAGAGUUUAGGGAUAUCCAACAAAUGACUUUUACUGAAUGCGUUAUAAAAGAAAGUUUAAGACUUUAUCCUCCAGUUCCCUUUAUUUUUAGGGCUUUACUUAAUUCAACAGAAAUUGGUGGUAAAAUUGUUCCUGGUGAUAUCGAUAUUAUAUUUUCAAUAAUCGAUUCCCACUAUUCAAAUUUUGAUGAUCCCGCGGAGUUUAAACCGGAAAGAUUUCUUCCAGAAAAUGCCUCCAAUAUCCCAGCAAAUGCUUAUUUUCCUUUUUCAUUAGGACCGCGAGAUUGUAUAGGUAAAAUAGUUGCAAUUGUCGAAUCGAAAUUUUUACUUAGCUACAUCAUCAGAAAUUAUACAGUGCAUCCAAUUGAUGAUCAUCAAAUUGAUUUAUGUGGUGAAAUUGUUUUAACUAGCAAAACUGGUCUACCAGUUAUUUUUAAAAAGAGGAUUAACUAAAUAUUUGAUUUAUUUAUAAAACUUUUUGAAGCAAAAGUGGUUGGGUUGUGUUUGUCAUCGUACCUACGCUUUCAAUAUAAACUUUUAAAGAUAGUGUAACAAUUCUUAAUUAUUGUAAAAAUAAAAUUUUAUUUGACAUUUA
Onthophagus taurus is the source of this 1608-nucleotide messenger RNA. RefSeq names its product cytochrome P450 4c21-like. Gene Ontology annotation, molecular function: heme binding; oxidoreductase activity, acting on paired donors, with incorporation or reduction of molecular oxygen; monooxygenase activity. Lineage: Eukaryota; Metazoa; Arthropoda; Insecta; Coleoptera; Scarabaeidae. The record is from RefSeq and is a predicted model, not a curated record.